AUGGCGCCCGCGUGCCUCAAAGCCCUCCAGCAGCGGAUCGAGCCCCGGCUCCCGCGCCGCCUCCGCGCAGUGCCCCUGCCCGCCUUGGCCCUCAUCAGUCUGCUCAUUCUCAUCAACCUGGUCGUGUGGGCCGUCGUCGGCGUCGUCCUGCGCUUCUACCCGGGCCUCACCGGCACCGCCGUCCUGGCCUACACCCUCGGCCUGCGCCACGCCCUCGAUGCCGACCACAUCAGCGCCAUCGACCUCAUGACGCGCCGCCUCAUUGCCUCGGGCCAGCGCCCCGUCGCCGUCGGCACGUUCUUUAGCCUGGGCCACUCGACGAUUGUGGUCAUUACGUGCGUUGUCGUGGCGGCCACGUCGGGCGCGCUGCGCGACCGCUUCAACGGCUUUGAGCGCGUGGGCAACAUCAUCGGCACCAGCGUGUCGGCGGCGGUGCUGCUGAUUCUGUGUGCGGGCAAUGCGUGGGUGCUGUGGCGGCUGGUGCGCGGGCUGCGGGCGGAGCUGCAAAAGGACGCGCGGUGGCGGGAGCACCGGGCGCACCGGGAGCGCCGUGAUCGACAGCUUGGCAGCGAGGACGACGAAGAGGGGGCCGUCCCCGGCGGAUCACCCGAGCCACUCGCGCCCUACCGGGACAAUGUGGAGGUUGGUGUGGAUGCGGAUGCGGAUGCCGUAGCCGAGGCAGACAUGCAUGAACGCGACCGCGUCCACAGCCUCGCUGGCGAGCACCGACCGGCCGGUCCCCAUGCGGUUGCCGCGGCCACGGCCCCCGACGCCAUGGCCCACUCCGCCGCGCACCUCAAGCUCGAGGGCGGCGGCUUCCUGGUGCGCGUCUUCCGCCGGCUGUUUGUCCUCAUCGACCGCCCCUGGAAGAUGUACCCGCUCGGCGUGCUCUUUGGCCUCGGGUUCGACACCAGCUCCGAGGUCGCCCUCAUUGGCAUCGCCAGCAUCCAGGGCGCCAAGGGCACCAGCCUGUGGCUGAUCCUCCUCUUCCCCGCGCUCUUUACCGCCGGCAUGUGCAUGCUCGACACGACGGACGGCGCCCUCAUGAUGGCCCUGUACACGUCCAAGACGUUUUCGCGCGACACCGUGGCCAUUCUCUACUACUCGAUUGUCUUGACCGGCAUCACCAUUGUCGUCGCCGCCUUCAUCGGCUUCGUCCAGCUCUUUACCCUCAUCGGCAACGUCGCCGACCCGCCGCCCUCGGGGCCCUUCUGGGACGGCGUCGGCGCCAUUGGCGACCACUUUGACAUUGUCGGCGGCAGCAUCUGCGGGCUGUUUGUGCUGGCUGGCGUCGGGUCCGUGCUCGUCUACAAGCCGUGGCGCCGGCGGACGGACCGGCGGUUGGCGGCACGGGCAGCACAGGCGGCGCGGCCGUCGCAAGACGAGCGACAGGCGGCCACUGUCGUCACGGCGUCGGACCCGGCCGCCGUCGAAGCCGCACCCGAUCUGGCAGCCGAAUCCUCUGGCAAGCCCGGCAGCAAGCCCGGCAGCAAGCCCGGCAGCAAGGCGCCACAGCUCGUUGCUGCAGUUGAGAUCACGGGGGAGUCGAGCGACCAGUAA
This is a messenger RNA of Sporothrix brasiliensis 5110, 1560 nucleotides long. RefSeq names its product high-affinity nickel-transport protein. Gene Ontology annotation, biological process: nickel cation transmembrane transport. The record is from RefSeq and is a predicted model, not a curated record. Gene Ontology annotation, molecular function: nickel cation transmembrane transporter activity. The coding region runs from base 1 to 1560 and encodes 519 amino acids. NCBI's taxonomy places the organism in Eukaryota, Fungi, Ascomycota, Sordariomycetes, Ophiostomatales, Ophiostomataceae. The transcript has a single exon. Gene Ontology annotation, cellular component: plasma membrane.